This is a messenger RNA of Sus scrofa (pig), 4034 nucleotides long. NCBI's taxonomy places the organism in Eukaryota, Metazoa, Chordata, Mammalia, Artiodactyla, Suidae. The record is from RefSeq and is a predicted model, not a curated record.
UGCCUGCAGCAUAUGGAAGUUUCCAGGCUAGGGAUUGAAUUGGAGCUUCAACUGUGGCCUAUGCUACAGCCACAGCAACAUUGGAUCCAAGCAGCAUCUGCUGCCUACAUUGCAGCUCGUGGCACUACCAGAUCAUUAACCCACUGAGGGAUCGAACCCUCAUCCUCAUGGAUACUAGUCGGAUUCUUACCACUGAGCCACAAUGGAAACUCCAAACUCCAGAUCCUUAACCCACUGUGCGGGCUGGGGAUUGAAAUGCGCCAGCACUCCAGAGAGGCUACUGGUCUGUGUGUACUGAUUUAUUUGCAGUGAUGCACUCUAACACUCCAAGGCCAAAAGACAGAACUGUAUCAGCAGGCCCUUUGGAGUUCCCAGGAGCCUCUGGGAUGGAGCAGUGGGAGGAAGGUCCAUCAGGAUGAUAGAUGGACUAUGAGAGGCUGGUAGAAUUGGAACUUCUUGGCUAGAGACCUUGACCAAAGCAUAAUCCCUUCUGUUUCCUUAUUUCUUUUUGUGAAAUGAAUAAUUUUCACUUACCUGUUUCAUAAGGUGGUUAGAAGGAUCAAAUAUGAAAGUGCUUAUGAAGUAUAUGAAAUGAAUAAACUGCUACUCAGAUAAAAUGUAUCCUAAUUUACAUUUACUAAAGCUCAAAGCACCUAUUUCAUGACAUCCACUACUAGGCAUUGGAGAAACAAAGAAUAAGAAAGGUCCUUCUAAAGAGCUCAAAAGCUUCAGGUAUUUGUAGGACAGUGGCUACAAUGGGGUCUUCAGACAGUGGACCUCAAGACUUAGGAUCUAGAAUUGGCCUGCAGAUGGCUAUGGUCAGGCUGUUGAAAGGUACAGAGAGAUAAUAACAGUCUCAAGAUGCCUUCAGCCAGUAGGUGUGCCCCAAACUUUCUUUCUACUGUGUGUGUCACCAAGGUGAGGGCUGAAGCAGCUUCAAAUGCUCCCUGAGCAGGAGGAAGCUGUGGGAUGAUGGGGAGGGUCCCCACAGAGAAUGGUGCCUUGUCAGCAUCGGAAACCACAGAAACCAGGUCAGUGCAUGGGGCCCCCUCCCUCAGCUCUAGGGCUCAGCUAUGAGCUUGGGGCGUCCUGAGCAGAUGGUACUGAUAGUAGAUCCUUGAAGCUGGAGGCCCUUUGACAGAGGAGCUGGAACUGGCCAGUUGGUAGAGAAGGCUAGGCCACAGUCUGGAGAGUUAGCGAGGUGGGAGCCAGGAUGUAGAUGGGGACUUGUGAGGCUUAUGUGCAUCCUGUGGUGCUUUUCUGCCCAACUCUAAAUGGUGCCUCUGUCACAUCCAUCUCUAGCACCCAGUGCAGAGUAGUGCUUAAUCGCUUUGUUAGUCCUCUGAAUGAGAGAAUGAAGCAUGUGUCCAUGGGAAGCUCAAGUCCAGGAGUAUGUGAAGGGUUGCUCCUAUCUGCAGGAUGUUGCCAGAGUAGGAGGGGUUAAGAAAUGGGUACAGCCCACCAUCCAUCCCCCUAACCUUGUGCCAGGCCUCUUUCCUGUUACUUCUCUGCCAGGGCAAGAGCCCCUUGCCAUCCAGGGAGGGGAAGUAGGGUUUUCUGGGGGGCAGGUGUCCCCACAGUCCCUUCACUGGGAGGAGAAGGAAUGUGGCCUGGCUGGCUGGUUGGGAUUGAGGAGGAGCUUUGGGGCAGGGCGGGGCAGGAGCAGACUGAGGCGAGGGCUCCUGCUGGCAUUGUGCUCCCCUCAGCUGCACAGCAAGGCCCUGCUGCCCACCUACAGGCUGUGCAGCCAUGUUCUGGGCGCCCUGACCCCACGGAAGCCCAUGGGGAGCCCCGGACUGGCAGCCCUGCUCCUGCCUCUCCUCCUACUGCUCACUGGCCUCCUUGUCUCUGCUGGGCUUGCCUGCUCUUCCUUUCCCGCCGGAGCACCUACUGUCUGCUGGUUCCCACAUGGUAAGGUGCGCCUGCCGCUGGUGGGCGGAACACCCGGCUGGCACAGACUGGUAAAGCUCCCCACUCUCUUGCCUGUCUUUUCCUACCAUCUGAGUCCCCGUGCUCUGAUGGCAGCCUCAGUAUGUCCUCUACACGGUCUUGGAGGGAUAGGCCGAGGUCCUUACCGUCCUCAGAAUAAAAUGACUGACUAUCCAAUACCAGGUCACAUCUCAGGUAGGGAGGGGCCGGAUGGUAAAUGUGUCAUUCCCUGUGCAGGUCUUCAGAGGGGCUGGUUCCACCUCCUGGUGCAGAAAUCCAAAAAAUAUUACAAGUUCCACAUCUGCAGGAAACACAGGACACCAGCAUCUGCUCAGAGGAAGCUGCUGCUUAGCCGCCGCCGUUGCCUGUCCGAGAAUGGCCAUUGCAUCUAUCCUCUCCCAGACACCUCCUCAAGGGGGUUGCGCUCCAAAAGAACCCAGCCCACUGAUCCAGAGGCAGGGGCAGGUCUCUCUAGCCUCGGCUCACGAAGGUCUGGAGGGCCUGAGUUCUCCUUUGACUUGCUGCCCGAGGCACGGACUAUUCAAGUGACCGUUCCUCCAGGCCCUGAGGUCAGUGUGCGUCUUUACCAGUGGGCACUGGAGUGUGAAGAACUGAGCCCUCCCUUUGAUGCCCAGGUAUGGAAAGAUUUGUCUGGGGGCCACACUGUAGACCUGCCAUAUGAAUUCCUUCUGCCCUGUCUGUGCAUUGAGGCAUCCUAUCUGCAAGAAGACACCGUGAGGCGUAAAAAAUGUCCCUUCCAGAACUGGCCUGAAGCCUGUGAGUGCGCUUAUGUGACAUUGCAUGCACAGCCUCUUUCUGUGCAUGUCCUCUGUCUCUGUCUCUCUGUCUCCUGUCUCUCUCUCACACACACACACUCCACACCUUUGUUGGAGGAAAUCCCCAAAAGGCAUGCAGGCACUUUCUCUGGAGUCAAUGGGGGAUGGUCUUGGGCCACCAUGUCUACCGAUCAGCUUGCCAAUAAGUCACAACAGCUCGGACUUCUGGAGUCAGUGAACUUACUGACUACAGCCAGCACAGCAGAUGGUCAUGGCCCGACACUGCGUUGCCCACUGAAGCUAGAGGCUCCCUCUGCCAGAGAAGGCUGGCAUACCUCUGCGAAGACCUCCCAACGCACGGCUCGAGAGUCGGAGGGGUGGUACAUCUUGGAACAGGUGGACUUGCACCCCCAGCUCUGCUUCAAGUUCUCCUUUGGAAACAGCAGCCACGUUGAAUGCCCCCACCAGAUAUUCGCCCCUUCCUGGAACGUGAGUAUGGAUACCCAGGCGCAGCAGCUGGUCCUUCACUUCUCCUCAAGGAUGCAUGCCACCUUCAGUGCUGCCUGGAGCCACCCAGGCUCGGAGCAGGACAGCGUGGUGCCCCCUGUGUACAGCGUUAGCCAGGUAUGGCCUGGCCAGGGCUCGGCCCCCACUCAGACCUUUCCCUGUCCAGGGGGACUCCCCUUCUCCAUCACCCUCAUGCAACUUCCCCUGGAAGAGAGUACCACUCACUGGUGGGGGCUCUGUGCCUCAUGGGAGUCAAGUCCAGUUGCCUGGAAGCACCUCUGUGUCCAGAUGACGCCUGGGCUCUUGAUCCUGGCACUGUCGGCCUUCACCACCCUUGGCCUUGUUCUGGUCCUCACCCGCCGGCGCCCACUGUCAGGGGCUUGCCGGAGGCCUGUGCUGCUCCUGCACGGGCGGAUCGAGGCGCAGCGGCGCGUGGACCAUGGCACGCUGGCCCGCUGCCUGGCUUGGGGGCGCGGGACGGUGGCGCGAGAGCAAGGCACCGUGCUGCUGCUGUGGAGCGGCGCCUGCCCCAGCCCCGCCGGCGGUCAGGAUCACCGCGCCGCGCCCCUGCGGACCUGCUCCGCGCGCCCCGGCCCGCUGCUGCUGCUCGCGUACUUCAGCCGCCUCUGCGCCAAGGGUGACAUUCCCCGCCGCUGCGUGCCCUGCCCCCUACCGCCUGCUGCACGACCUGCACGUUCUGCGGCUCUGACGCGCGGCCCUUCCGCCGAAGCCACACUGGCCGCUUCGAGUCCCGCGGUUCUGCGGGGAUCGCUGGAGCUGUGCCCAGCUUGGAACGGAAGCCGAAACCGCCGACCAGGCUGA